This is a messenger RNA of Dracunculus medinensis (Guinea worm), 276 nucleotides long. NCBI's taxonomy places the organism in Eukaryota, Metazoa, Nematoda, Chromadorea, Rhabditida, Dracunculidae. The record is from the annotation of a GenBank genome assembly.
AUGUAUCCAAACGUGAAGCCUCCCAACGAUGCUUGCAAUAUUAGCGAUUAUGUUCAGGCUGAACUGACAAUUUUGAAGCAAGGACCCGCAUUUAAAUUUGUGGAGCCAUUACUCUGUCAAAUUGUUGGCACCAAAUUCCCAUCAGUAAACUGCGAGCGAAAUGGUGACAAGUGCGAAUGUUGCUGUUCUAUUUAUCACCCCGGUCCUAAUGGCUUUUGUGUUCCACUUAAACAGUUACAUUAUGAUUUUGCUUGCCCAGUGUCAUUUGCAAAAUAA